Rubroshorea leprosula is the source of this 1786-nucleotide messenger RNA. Lineage: Eukaryota; Viridiplantae; Streptophyta; Magnoliopsida; Malvales; Dipterocarpaceae. The record is from the annotation of a GenBank genome assembly.
GAAAUUUAUCAGUACUGGAAUCUGCCGCUGCAAAUCGACGAUUUAGUCAUCGUCAACAAACACAGCAGUAGGCAGUAGCAAGUCAACGAGAUUCCGCAAUGAGGAAACGAGAUUUGGCUAUUCUAAUGCUUUCAGCUUUCGCUAUUUUCUUCUCCCUUCAGGUUUUCUCUCUUCAAUUGCUUUUCAUUUUCGUACCUCGAAUCUCACCGAUUUUCUUCUCCAUUUCUCUCCUCAAGCACGAAGGUGAUUUCUCUUUUCGAGAAGCGUGGUUCCACUUAUCAGCUUAAUAUCCAAUCAGAUACGUUUCCGAUCGUCUCCCUCCGCCUCGAUCUCAACGCCGACGGAAAGAAGGAAAGUCCUCGUCGCCACGCACGAUGCCAAAAUUCAGGUACUGGAGCCACAUGCAAGGCGAGUGCAUGAAGGAUUCAGAGAAGCGCGAGUGCUGGCAAAGGUGUCUUUGUUGCCUGUUAAGAUCAGGGUAACGACUGGUAGACGUGCUGUGUCCAUGGCCACUGGUGUUAUAGAUCGAACGUAUAAGCUGGGGCAACCGCAGAAGCAGGUUCUGGUUGUUGUCGCAUCUGGUUGGUCCGUUAUGUGUUUCGAUCAUAACCUCAAAAAGCUAUGGGAAAAUAAAUUGCAGGAGGAUUUUCCACAUAAUGCACACCACAGAGAAAUAGCAAUCCCAAUAAGCAAUUACACUUUGAAACAUGGGGAUAUAGGACUUGUCAUCAUUGGCGGGAGAAUGGAAAUGCAACCACAUAUUUACAUAGAUCCUUUUGAAGAGAUUGGGAUGCAAGAGCCAAAUGCCAAGAAACAUAGAAGAAGUGCCAGCGAAAAGGAGGCUUCUGAGAACUCUGGCACUGUGAAUUUACACCAUUUUGCAUUCUAUGCAUUUGCUGGGCAAAGUGGUUUACUUUGUUGGAGUAGAAAGAGUGAGAAUAUUGAAGACCAUUCAUCAGAUCCAUUACAGCUAAUUCCGCAGCACAACUACAAGCUCAAUGCGCAUGCUUUGAAUGAUCGUCAUCCAGGACAGCUUGCAUGUAGGGAUGUCAGAUAAUCAGUCCUUGGAGUUAUGCCACAUCAAUGGGAUAGGAGAGAAGAUUCAUAUUGAAGCUGGCACACUUCAAGCGACACAGAUGGAAAACAUUGAAGAAAGCAGAUGGAAAAAAAACAACGUACCCUUUUCACAAGCCUGAGGAACACCAUCCUGUGGGGAAGGACUCAACGAAAAAAAUUUCAAACUUGAUUGGAGAAGCUGCUUAGGUUGCGGGUUCAGCAAAAAAUAAGGAGCCCACUAAUUAUAUUCCAACCAUAACAAAUCACACCAACUUUUUGUGGGUUCCUAAUGUUGUUGUAGCUCAUCAAAAGGAAGGGAUAGAAGUUGUUCAUCUGGCAAGUGAUGGACUUAUACGCAAGCUUCAUCUCCAAGAAGGUGGUCUUCAUGCUGAUAUUAAUGGAGAUGGGGUCCUAGAUCAUGUCCUGGUGCACCUUUUUACCUUUAUAUCUCGAACAUUGUUAAAAUGCUGGGCUGUUCCUUAUCGUUUAAUGUAGAAAAAUGGAUUAGCAUAUCUCAACUGACCUUUCGUAGGCUGGUUUGCAUCAACGUUCUGUGGGAUGUGACCAUCUUCUCCAAAAGUGUAGUCAUCUGAUCCGGAUUAUAGCUAGCUGUAUGCGGUGAUUUUGGGGGCUUUACAUUUUUUUGGUCUGGGGUGUCAUAUGACUCAUUUGAAAUGUAUAAUCAUCUGAACUGGAUUAUAGUGACAUGCUAUGCUGUCUAUGCUGAUUG